GGGAAUAAUACCAUGGUCGGUCCGUUUUCGCUUAGGUUCGAGAUUACAAAUUUUGUUUAUUCCUCUCGUCGGAAAUUUGUUUAACGAGUUAGUUGUUAUACUUACGUAUUAGUUGAAUCUGAAUCCAUUUCUGUGUAUAUUUAUUUGCAAAAUUACGUGCCGGUGAUUUCUUUUUGACGAUAGUGACAUUUGAUUGUAAAGGGGAGGUGUUGUCGUGCAAAAAUGAAUGAAAAGUGUGAAGCAGAUGAAACUGAGCAGUUGACACCAAAGUGUGAAGAAUUAAAAGCGGUGGAAGACAAAUGCGAUAAACUGAGCGAGAAAACCCAUGAAUUGAAGGAAUUAUACAGUCACUAUAUCAAAGUUGCCAAUGAAUUGCAUACCCGUAGAGAACAAUUUUGGAAUGAAACAGAAGAAUACAAGAACAAAAACGACAUAUUGGAGCGUCGUGUAAAAGAGCUUGAGAAUUCCAAUUCUGAUUUAAAUAUUUCAUUAAAAAUAACUCGUGAAGAAUUGGAACAAAUCAAAAUAAAUCUUCAAUCUGUAAUAUCGGAACGUGAUGAAUUAAGGGGAAAAAAUGCCGAAUUCGAAGAUUUGGCAGGACAGCUUCGAAAUUUUGAAUCCAAUUUAUCAAAUCAGUCAAUAAAAUUAAAUGCAGAAUUGCGAGUCUUGGAAAUCAAGUGUAAAACUGUAAUUUCAAAAUGCCAAGAAUUCUGGGGAAAAAACAACGAAUUAAUGGAUCAGGUGCAACAGCUCGAGAAUUCGAAAUCCGAUUUAAACGAGCAGUUGGCAAAAAUUACUGGAGAAUUCCAAAAGACGGAAAACGAUCUCAAAUCUGUGGUUUGCGAACGAGAUGAAUUAAAAAGGGAAAAUAAUCAAUUCAAGAAUCAAGUAGAACAACUUAAAAAUUCUGAAUCCAAUUUAUCGAGUCAGUUGGCACAAAUUACUGAAAAAUUGCGAGUCAUGGAAAACAACUAUAAAACCGAAGUUUCAAGAUGCAAAAAAUUCAAGGAGACGAACGAUGAAUCAUUGGUACACAUAGAACAGAUUGAGAAUCUUCGAUCUGAUUUAAAUAAGAAGUUAACAAAGACUAAUGGAGAACUGCGUGCGAUGGAGGAAACACAUAGAUCUGUACUUUUAGAACGUGAUCAAUUGAGAAGAGAAAAUGGCGAGUUCAAGAAUCAGGUGGAAGAACUUCAGAAUUCCGUAUCUGAUUUAUCCAGUAAGUUAAUAAGAGCUGCUGAAGACUUGCAAGUGAAGGAAAACGACUAUGAAACUGCAGUUUCGCAAUGCGGAAAAUUAGGGACUGCAAAUGAGCAACUAAGAAUUCAAGUGGAUCAGCUACGAAGCUCUGAAUCAUCUUUGAGAGGUGAACUGAAUACAAAAAAUAUGGAAUUUCUGGCAAUGAGAGAAGAAUAUACAAGGGUAUCGUCUGUAGAUCAAGAUUUGCGGAGUAAUAUUGCAAGACUGGAGCGUAGAAUAGAUCAACAUUUAAAAGUUGAGGCAGAUAUGAUAAAUCAGAUGAACAUUAACACUAAAAAAUUAUUGGAAGUUGAAAAAUAUCGUAUUAAAGCUGAUCAGGAUAAUGAGGAGUUUAAAAAACAAAUAGAAAAAUUGGAACUUUCAUUAAAACUAAACGUUGAUAUGGCACAUCAAUACAAACAAGAAUCUAAAUCAAAAGAAGAGAAAGUUCAGCAAAUGGAAGAAAUGUAUAAAGCUGUGUCCGAGGAAUUGGAAAAAUCUAAACUCAAAAUGAAGAAAUGCCAAUCCCAAUGUGAAUUGGAGCACCAGAACAAUGAUACAUUGAAACUCGCGCAUAAAAGAAUGGAACAAACCUUAUACGAAAAAAUUGAUAAAUUACGAGCUGAGCUUGGCACCCAAGAAGCGAAAGUUGAAGCAUUCGAGCAGGAAAUUCAAAAAUUGAGAGGUCUCAAAGUUGACACCCGAGAUCGAUUAAUUGGAUUAAAAAAUCAAUUCCAUAGGUCUGUUAUAGACCAGAUAAAUUCGACAAUUUGACAAUUUUAUUGGUAUAGGUAUCAUUGGCCGAGGCAUCCCAGUAAAUCUAAUAAGUCAUUUUCUAUAUGGUGUUUACAUUUCAAUUUUUUUUGUAUUUUGUGAGCUCAUAAAAACUACCAUCAGCAAAUAAACUUUAUCAUAUUGCUUAGAUAUUAAAUAGAUUAUUUUUUUAUUUAUAGAAUCGUACCUACAGAAUAAUAAAAUGUUUAUAAAUUUA
Messenger RNA from Planococcus citri (citrus mealybug), 2230 nucleotides. RefSeq lists its product as uncharacterized. NCBI's taxonomy places the organism in Eukaryota, Metazoa, Arthropoda, Insecta, Hemiptera, Pseudococcidae. The record is from RefSeq and is a predicted model, not a curated record. The transcript is spliced from 15 exons. Bases 223 to 2013 code for a protein of 596 amino acids.